AUGGCGUCUAGCGGCGGUUUUUUAACUGACAGCAGGGAGGCGAAUCGGCGGGCCAUGAUUACCUAUUUUGUGGAGAUCGUGCCCAGACGUCACGCGGAACCCAAGGAACGGCCCGGAUUCCCGCUGGAGUGCCCACGUGGACUUUGCAAACUCCCCAUUCUUCCACUUGGCCCAGCUGAAGCAAGAGGAGUUGGGGGGCUUAUGAUGGGCCGAAACCCAGUGGGCGGCCCAACUGAACCAUUUACACCACUUCGGGUCAGACACUCGGAGAAUACCCAGGUCUGGGCCGGCCCAUGGAGCCAGGCCCGGUUGACUUUAGACCAAACAUAGCUGGCAGAGCCGGUUACGGAGAAGGAGACGGAGCAAAUUGGCCGUUACAGAGCCAGAAAAAGGGGAUCGCGCCCUUAACGGGAUAGACUCCAUCGAUUAUGUGUUACCCUUAAGUGCAUGUAGCUCAAGUAUAAAUAGAUGAGACCCAAAAGGAGGAAAUUCAAGCUAGAUCAAGCUAAUAAUACAUACCCAAUUCU
Molecule: messenger RNA, 527 nt
Organism: Cuscuta campestris
Lineage: Eukaryota; Viridiplantae; Streptophyta; Magnoliopsida; Solanales; Convolvulaceae
Source: the annotation of a GenBank genome assembly